UACAGUACAUCUGUCUAUCGGACUAAUGGCGACUUGUUACGCACUGGAACAUAAAGGGACAAAAUCAGGUCGUGGAUAGGAAAGUCGGGGUUGGUAAGAAAUACAAAACAGCAAUCGCAGAACAAGCUGUGGAAGAUAUAAAGGGGAUUACAAUUCUGAAGCAGAUACAGUUGAGAAGUUAAGUAAGUGGACGUAUCUGGACUUUACAUCUGGAAGGGAUUGUUGGCCAUUUCGAAAACGAACAGGAUUUUAUCACUGUGUCUUUGACCGAGAACAUGAUGCAAAGAUUCAAAAAUCGUGCUAUGCCCUAAGUCAGAUGCAGUCUUUGCUGCGCAAAGAAAGCUGCCAUGGAAUGUGAGUUCAAUGUCCAGGCCCAUAUUGCAAAUUACGAGACUGAGGGAAGCAAGUGUUAAGACUACACAGUGAUAGUAUAUUCAACUGGAACUCACCAUGGCAUCUGAUGCCAGCUACAUGCUUGAGGCAGCCUUGGAGCAGAUGGAUGACAUCAUUGCAGGCACCAAGGUUGCAGCUGAAUAUACAAAUGGCAUGUAUGAUAUACGAUCACCAGUUUCGCAGCCUGGUUUUGGCUCAUUACCAGUUUUAGAACUAAUGGAACAGCUAAGGAUAGCCCUGAUGUUGGUGUCUGAUGCAGUAGAGAGAGAGCGGUUACGGAAUCAGGUUCCAGAAGCGACAGCAAAUUAUCUUAAAGACUGGCUGAUAAACCAAACAGCAAUAAAUAAUGAAACCUAUCAAGAUCGACUGGCACGCUUAGAGGGAGACAAGGAAUCAUUAGUUUUACAGGUGAGUGUCCUAACGGACCAGGUGGAGGCACAAGGAGAAAAGAUCAGGGACCUAGAAACCUCUUUGGAAGAACACCAUCUGAAACUAAAUGCUACUGAAGAAAUGCUUCAACAGGAACUUUUAAGUCGAACAUCUCUUGAAACUCAGAAACUGGAUUUAAUGACUGACGUUUCAAAUCUUAAACUAAAGCUGGUUGGAAUGGAAAAGGAGCAGGCAGAAUGUGAAGAAAAACAUCAAAAAGCUGAGUCAGUAGUGAAUCUGAUCACUGAGUUGCAAGAGCAGAUGUGCAAAUUACAGCUGGAAAUCGGUAGGAAAUACCAGGAGAGAAAUACCCAGAGUAGCCAAGGACAAGUCAUUACUAAAAGUCCUCCUCAUGGUUCAAACUCUGACAUUACUGGAUGCAGCCAAGAACAGCAGUGCUGCUGUGGCAGUGACAACGGAUUACUUGUGGAGCUCCGAACACUUAAAAGUAAAGUAGACGAACUUCAGAAUGAGAAGUCCCAAUAUGAAUGGAAACUUAAAGCAACAAAACUUUCUAUCUCUUACUCUCUCCAUGUCUGUUACCAGACUCUAACGGCCAGACUCACUAGACUGAAGGGCACUGUUGAACACAUGCAGGUAGAGAAACAGCAGUGGGAAGACAAAUGCAGAUCUAAACAGACAGAAAUAGCACAGCUUCAGGAGCAGCUAGCAUUAAAAGAUGCGGAGAUCGCAAGGCUACAGCGCCAGAUAUCAAUGAGGAAUUCUGCAGACUUGCAAAGUUCAGAGACAGGAGAGCUAUAUAGAAAAAGUUUAAGAAAGAAAUAUCAAGAAGUCCAGAGACUGAAAACAGGAAUGGAUUCCCUUAUAGCUGCAAAUGAAGAAAAGGACCGUCGAAUUGACGAACUAACUUUACUAUUAAACCAGUAUUUAAGGAUAAAAGACAAAAUAAUAACUGCUCAUGGUGUUCCUGGAGGAAUUGUGCUUGGCAGCAGUGAGGAUGAAUUUGGUAGUAAUUUACGGAAGCAAAGUCCCAUUGGAGAUAUCCAAGUGGAACAAGCAAGACUUGAGAGGUUGUCAAGGGGAUCUUCCUCCUCGGUAUUCUCCCAUCCUUCAUUGUCGAGGGGAUCAUCUCCCACAGUCGUAUUGCAUCCUUCCUCACCCUGCAGGCUCGAGUUCAGCAACAAUGUUCAGGUACCUUCAGAAGUCUCUUCUCAUUCACAUGAGAGUAACGGAAUCAAACAAAAAUUCCAUCGUAUGCUGUCGAACAGUUUGGAGGAGCUACAGAGUGGUACAGUGGACAAGUCUGCAACUUCCAAUCAUGUAGAACAGAAAGCCGUAGUGACUGUUGUAGAUCAAGAGUCUGCAACUUCCAAUCAUGUAGAACAGAAAGUCGUAGUGACUGUUGUAGAUCAAGAGCCUGCAACCUCCAAUCAUGUAGAACAGAAAGCUGUAGUGACUGUUGUAGAUCAAGAGUCUGCAACUUCCAAUCAUGUAGAACAGAAAUCCGUAGUGACUGUUGUAGAUCAAGAGAACAAGAUAUACCUGGAAGAUAAUAAAUACCAGACCUUACCUGGAAAAUUUCACCAACCAAAGAAGAAUCCAGAUGAUGACAAAAUGAAAGUACCCAAUUCACAGAGUGUUCAGGAAGUGACUCAAGAAACCGAAGACAGCAGUUCCUCCAACCUAAGAGAAACAGACAAAAGUGCAGACUCUACUCUGAGCUCCAGUGAUGUUUCACCUCGGUCGUCUGGAACAGAGUCUGGUCUACAGUCUCCAGCAUCACCAGAAUGCAAGAAAAAUCCAAAAGGCAUCAAAAAGUUUUUUGGAAAAAUCAAAAGAACGCCAUCUGGUACCCUUCAGGCAGACGAGGCCAGUACAUAUGAGUUUCGAAGAGGUGGCUUACGUGCGACAGCAGGACCUUGCCUGUCCAGGCCAAAAGACACAUACCAUCCCAACAGAAACAGUAAUGUUCCAUUUGCUCAGUGGACUACAGAUCAGGUUUGUGGUUGGUUGGAACACUUAGGCCUUGGUCAGUAUGUUAACCUUGCACGACACUGGGUGAAGUCUGGACAUACGUUAAUAACAGCAACACCUCAAGAUCUGGAAAAGAAUGACCUUUUGUUUCUGAAAGUUACAAGCCAGCUUCACCAUCUCAGCAUUAAAUGUGCCAUUCAUGUUCUACAUGUAAAUAAAUUCAACUCAAACUGCCUGCGACGCAGACCAUCAGACGAGAAUAAUAUUUGCCCAUCUGAAGUUGUGCAAUGGUCCAAUCACAGAGUUAUGGAAUGGUUAAGAUCAGUGGAUUUAGCAGAAUAUGCACCAAACCUUCGAGGAAGUGGAGUUCAUGGCGGUCUCAUUAUUCUCGAACCUCGUUUUAAUGCCGAUACCCUGGCGAUGCUUCUGAACAUUCCUCCACAAAAAACACUUUUGCGGCGCCAUUUGACAACAAAUUUCAAUGUGCUAAUAGGGUCUGAGGCACAGCAAGAGAAAAGAGAAAUUAUGAGGUCCUCCAGUUACACACCUCUGACUACAACUGCAAAGGUUAAGCCAAAGAAACUAGGAUUUUCACAUUUUGGAACUCUGCGUAAAAAGAAGGGUGAUGACUCAACAGAUUAUAUUUGUCCUAUGGAUACAAAUCAGUCAGCAUCAAAUGGAAACCAGAAAGAGUAUAGAUUAUAUAAAAGAAUAAGCCCGAUUUCUGAUGUGGAAUUGGACAAUGCAGAACAGAUGGGGAAAAACAGCUGACAUAUAUCAGCAUUUAUAAUACGCACUCAUAUACGACUGCAAACCCUUCCACAUCAGCACAAACCUGCAGCUGCCAUAUUACAGAUAUCAGGAUUCUUGUUGACAUUUGUUUUUAAAACUUUCACAGACAUUUCUCCGAAUAAAAUAACUGCAUUAUUUUGUACACAAGAGUAACUGGGAUUCUGGAAAUAGCUCAGUCUAAUGCCAACUAUAAUUUUUACGCACAUGUUUAUUUUCUUGUAAUAUACUACUAUUCAUAAAUAAUUUAAUAUUUUAAACAUAUACAGAAAUUUGGCAUAUCAAGAGUGUUAAGUCAGUUCAGAAAUCUGAACAAAAUUAUCUUUGUAUAAACUGCAUUAUAUUAUUUUAAGCAGACAGGUGAAUUGUCUUUGUUUCUUUGAUCUGUGUAAAAUUAGCUGUGCAACAUUUGCACAAUAAGAAUGUAUGAUGGUUUUUAUGUCUUAGUCUUAUUGAAAGGUUUAGAAGAUUAAUAAAUGUAUAAUGGAAACACUACAUAUUUUCAAUAAACUGGAGUCUAAUGAUUUCA
Protopterus annectens (West African lungfish) is the source of this 4075-nucleotide messenger RNA. RefSeq names its product PPFIA binding protein 2 (gene PPFIBP2). The record is from RefSeq and is a predicted model, not a curated record. Gene Ontology annotation, cellular component: presynaptic active zone. Gene Ontology annotation, biological process: neuromuscular junction development. Gene Ontology annotation, molecular function: protein binding. Lineage: Eukaryota; Metazoa; Chordata; Ceratodontiformes; Protopteridae.